Messenger RNA from Nerophis lumbriciformis (worm pipefish), 2169 nucleotides. Lineage: Eukaryota; Metazoa; Chordata; Actinopteri; Syngnathiformes; Syngnathidae. The record is from RefSeq and is a predicted model, not a curated record.
AUGGACGAGGAUGGUGGCGAGCCAAAGACUUAUGUGUCCACAGUGCGCCUGCAGCUCCAGGGGCGCACACGCAACCGAAGAGACCCUCUUGCUGACCGGACGGGGAUGAGAAACACUGCGGGACUCUCAUGUCCAACAGACACAAUGGAGCUCCAAACAGAAAACCCGGACACAUCCGGAAGGGACAGUGGAUGCAGGACAGAACCUGAAACUGGUUCUCCUGUGGACUUUCUGGACCCACCAGAGCACGUGGCGGUUCGAGUUGGCGAGGAGGCCCGUUUGCACUGCAACUUCCAUGCUGUUUCUGUCCCUGUAGCUUGCUGCUGGAUUUUCAACAGAGGAAAGGCAGUUCUGCCGGACCCCAGGAUGUCCGUUAGUAGCGACAACGAACACAGCAGCCUGGUAAUCUCUGAGGCCCACCCAGAUGACACUGGUUCUUACACACUCAUCGCCCGGAGUCGAAACGGUUCCGCCGAACACACGGUCUCCCUCAGCGUCAUACAUCGCCCCGACCCGCCCGCGUCCCAUCCGGUGGUCUCCCAGCUGUCGGCUGAGUCCCUUGUCCUCUCCUGGACGGGUCCCAGCUUCGACGGCGGCACAGCCGUGUUGGGUUACAUCGUGGAGGUCCGAAGGCAGGGUGCCGACGCAUCUGGGGAUUGGACUGAAAUAGCCGAGCGGUGUAAGAACACCUCUACCCAGGUCAGCUCAGGCCUGGAGCCUUACGCAAAGUACCGCUUCCGGGUACGAGCCUACAACGCCGAGGGGGUCAGCGAGCCCAGUCAGGAGUCGGACUGCAUCACAAUGGCAACUACCAAAGAAAAGAAGGAUUCCAUGGGACCUUGUGUCAAAGUGGUGAUUGACACCAAACGGGAAGUGAAAGACCACUACAAUAUCCACGAGAAACUGGGAGUUGGGAAGUUUGGUGAGGUAUUCCGUCUGUCCCACAAAGAUUCGGGUGAAGUCUACGCAGGGAAGUUCUACAGGGCCAGAAGCUCCAAGGAACGUUCAGCCGCCCGGAAGGAGAUCGAGCUGAUGAACUGCCUCCACCACCCCAAACUGGUCCAGUGUUUGGCAGCCUACGAGGCCCCCGAGGAGACUGUCAUGGUCAUGGAAUAUAUUGCGGGCGGGGAACUAUUCGAGCGCAUCGUGGAUGACAACUUCGAGCACACGGAGCCUACCAGCGCCGGCUACAUGCGGCAGAUCCUGGAGGGCAUGCUGUACGUCCACAAGCAGAACAUCGUCCACUUGGACCUAAAACCUGAGAACAUUGUUUGCACUGACCAUACUGGAACAAGCAUCAAAAUCAUUGACUUUGGCUUGGCCAGUAAACUGGAAGAAGGUAAGCCUCUAAUGGUGAUGCACGGAACACCAGAGUUCGUAGCCCCCGAGGUGAUCAGCUACGAGUCCGUGGGAGUGGAGACGGACAUGUGGAGCAUCGGAGUCAUCUGUUACAUCUUGCUGAGCGGAGAGUCGCCCUUCCAGGGAAACUGCGAUGCAGAGACCUUCGGGCUCGUCACGGCAGCUCGCUACGACUUUGACUCCGAGAACUUCGAGGACAUUUCCGACCAAGCCAAAGACUUUAUCAGUGGCCUUCUGAAGAAAGACCGCAGGAGUAGGUUAUCAUGCAUCGAGGCCCUAGUCCACCCUUGGAUGACCUCCUUCACGGCGCUCAACCGCAGACCAACCAAGACACUCAGGAAGGAGAAGAUGAGACGUUUCCUGGCAAGGUGCAAAUGGAAAAAAACCGGCAAGGCUGUUCUGGCCCUGCAGCGCAUGUCCAACCUUUCCAACAGGCCAGACUCUCCUGGCAGCUCUUCAGACGAGCCGAGCUGGAGCCAAGAGGCAGAGGAGGCCAUCCGCUCGCUGGAUAAGCAGCUGCACGGCGAGCCCCGCUUCCGGGAGCCCCUGAGGGACGCCAGCUUCUCCGCGGGAGCUACCGCUCGUCUGGCGUGCCGAGUAGACGGUUACCCUCAUCCGGAGGUGACGUGGCUGCACAACGACAAGCCUCUGUCCGAGUCGACCCGAGUGCAGAUGGAUUACGGCGAAAACGGUCUCUGCUUGCUGAUCGUGCCCGGCGUGGAAGCGUCGGACGCUGGUGUGUACGAGUGCCGAGCCAGCAACCAGCUCGGAGCGGCCUCGUGUUCUGCCAGACUCAAACUGGACAUGUGA